Messenger RNA from Halteromyces radiatus, 2106 nucleotides. RefSeq lists its product as uncharacterized. The transcript is spliced from 6 exons. Lineage: Eukaryota; Fungi; Mucoromycota; Mucoromycetes; Mucorales; Cunninghamellaceae. Bases 1 to 2106 code for a protein of 701 amino acids. The record is from RefSeq and is a predicted model, not a curated record.
AUGUGGACACCGACACACAGGCGCAUCAUUUACUUGCUCCGCGGGAACCUGCUUCUUGUUCUUGAUUCUAAAUAUUUGAAUGGAUGCUUGAACUUUGAAGAGUGGUGGUACCGAGUUAUCCUGCCAAUGACAUCUACGUCUAACCAAGCUGAAUCAUCGUUUUCUGGUCAACAACAACAACAACAACAACAACAGGACUUAUCUGGGUCAGAAUCACCGUUGGAACCAUUUUACGCCGAACUUCUCAGCCUCAGUUUCACUGACAGUGCUACAGCUAUCAAACAAUGUCGAAGCCUUUGUGCUCAAUAUGGAUUUACAGUCAAACAAGAAGCUAGUACUCACAGGAACAUAUAUGUGUAUUGCUCUCGUGAAGGUCUGCCCGAUUCGCUACGAAACCCUAAGGUGAACCCCCAACGAAAACGACCUUCAAAACGAUGCGAUUGUAGAUGGCGCGUUGUUUUAUAUGAACGGAAAGGCAAAUGGGAAUUUAGAAAAUCUUUAAAUCCUGAUGCUGCAAAACAUAAUCAUGAAUUGAUGCGACCUGAAGAAAUUGAAAAAUCUUGGCCCAAGGAAGUGAACGAACUGAUAUGUGAACUAGCACGAUUACGCUUACCUACUCAAGAAAUCCGAUCUCGUGUGAAAUCUCAAUUCGACAAUAUUACUUGGAAUGAACGAAGGUUUUACAAUCGACUCUCUGACGAGCGACAAAAAAUCAAGUAUCGAGAAGCAGAACAACGUGCAAAACAUUUGACUGGCAUUUGGACGAAAAUUUGUAUGGCCUCUGCUGGACAUGAAGAAUUAUCUGAUUACGUGGAAGAAGAUAUGAUCAAAUUACUUCAAGUUAUAUGUAAAUCUGCGAAUAUCGACGAAUCAACGUUAAAUGUACCAUCAUCUCUUACUUCAUCGCAAUCAGAAUCAAAUUUGGAUAACACAGCAACAUCCGAUAGUCGUAUUCCUGUGGAAACAAACGUAGAAUCGUCAUCAUCAUCAUCAUCAUCAUCAUUAGCACCAUCAAAUGUCAUAUCGCCAUACUCGACGACACCUUUCACUCGAUUUGUAGGGGAAUCACAAUCAAGCUCGAAAUCAUCUUCCAAAGGAAAGGCACCAGAUACUAACAACAACAACAACAACAACAACAAUAACAACAAACCAGUAGAGCCGCCAAAAGGUUAUAUCACAGUCAAUAUACCUCAACAUUCGUAUUUUGUCAAGAUCCAUACCCAACGAGCAGGAUCGUCUGGUCAUGUAUCAAUUCCGAUAAGUUCUACAUCAGACACAACGGAAGUCAUGACACGAAAUCCCAGGCGGACAAGAUCAUCAUCUACGGAUACCACAGCAAGAAAGACGGCAAGAAAAGUCAAAUCAAGGUCACAAAUCACUUCAUCAACAUCACCACAAAAUACAUUGCAUAUUGAACAUGUUAUCAACAAUCCACUACAACAUUUACAUGGCCAGUCCAGUUUGGAGACACAUCAACAUCAUGGAACAGCCCACCAACUAUCAUCCAUUACAGACGAAUCAUCAAUGCAUACGCCAUCACAAACAUAUACUUUUGUCUAUCACACCGAUUUUGGUAAUCAAGGUCUUCCAUUAGAUACAACUGGUCUAUCUCCUUAUGUACCUUUCCAAAACACUUACAAUAUUCCUACAAGUACUGGCGAAUUUACAUCUGACAUUAGUUUUCAAUUCGACCCUGAUAGUCCAACUCCCAUCAGCGGAUCAAACAACAAUAACGAACCUGGUAGAAGCACAAAUGACAAUCCAACCAAUAGUAAUGAACCAACCAUUCAUCCAGCACAAUUAUAUUCAACGAAUUUGUCUCACACUGACUCUGAUGCCAAAAUGACUCCACAACAACAGAGAACUAGUUCAUCAGUAGAUACAACAAGAAACCUCAAUUCACAACAAUAUACUCCAUCAUUUGUGCCUUCUUAUCCAUCAUCAUCAAAUUCACCAUCAACUCACAAUGCAACUCCAUUCCCAGCCCAUCAGUUAAAUACUCCAUCUGGCAACGAUAUCCAUGCUCAGCAACCACAACAUCAUAGGACUGAAACUGGAACAACUUUGUCAACAGGAAAAGAAUCAUCCACUUCUAUUGAAAAGUGA